Ichthyophthirius multifiliis is the source of this 258-nucleotide messenger RNA. RefSeq names its product small nuclear ribonucleoprotein, putative. Gene Ontology annotation, biological process: spliceosomal snRNP assembly; mRNA splicing, via spliceosome. Gene Ontology annotation, molecular function: RNA binding. The record is from RefSeq and is a predicted model, not a curated record. Gene Ontology annotation, cellular component: U4 snRNP; U2-type prespliceosome; precatalytic spliceosome. The transcript has a single exon. NCBI's taxonomy places the organism in Eukaryota, Ciliophora, Oligohymenophorea, Hymenostomatida.
AUGCCUUAAUAAAUUCAAACAACUUUACAUAAGUAAGGUUAUGGACCUGAUUUAUAAAAAUAUAAUGGAAAAAGACUAUUAGUAUAUUUAAAUGGCAAAAGAAGAGUAUAAGGUGUUGUUAAAGGACAUGAUAAUUAUAUGAAUAUAGUAUUAGAAAAUGCAUAAGAAUUAAUUGGAAAAGAUAAAGUCAAUAAUAUUGGAAAAGCAGUAGUUAGAGGAAAUUCAAUAAUAAGAUGGGAUUGUUUAGAUCUUGUUUGA